Molecule: messenger RNA, 2690 nt
Organism: Scatophagus argus
Lineage: Eukaryota; Metazoa; Chordata; Actinopteri; Scatophagidae
Gene: klhdc3l
Product: leucine-zipper-like transcriptional regulator 1 homolog
Exons: 12
Coding region: 498-1799 (433 amino acids)
Cellular component (GO): Golgi apparatus; cytoplasm
Molecular function (GO): protein binding
Source: RefSeq, a predicted model, not a curated record
UGAACGAGGGGACCCUGAAUGCACCAGCAAAUGCUCGUUUACAGAGACACAACAUUGAGACGAGGUGGAGCAGUGUCCUUUUCAGAAGGUGAACAUAAAAGUCAGUGGAGAAACAAGCCGUUUGCUGGAGAUUCUACCACAGGAGUCCCAUGAAGCGAGAGAAGACUCAUGUCGUGACCUCAGAGCCGUGUGCUCAUGUGACCGUGUGAUAAGGUGUGAGAUACGAGUUUCCACAGUGUUGUCGAGGAAGUGGAAAUGGCGACCUGGCAGAAAGGCAAAGCGUCUUGAGACGGGGGUUGAACAAGACACUUCUGUUCACAGUGUCACUGUGGAAGAGCUCGUAGUUCCUCCUCAGUCACAGAUCAAAGUCGUGGAAGAUUACUGUGUUGAAACCCACCUGACAUGUACCUCCUCGUAAAGCAGUGAUGGCAGUGACGUCAUCUAUCAAGCAGAAAUCUGCCUACUCCAGCUUCUAAGUGGUUCAGCGAGAGCAGACGAUGCCAGUGAUGAGUGAAAAUAGUCCCUGCCUGUGGACUCGGCUCCCCCAGAGCAGCCAGUCGCCAUGUGACCGUUAUAAGCACGCCUGCUGCAACUACGAUGGAAGUGUCUAUGUCCUGGGAGGAAGAGACAGCAGCUGUCUGAGGGACUUCUGGAGGUACAACGUCGUGUGUGACGAGUGGACAAAGUUGAAUUGCACCGGUGAAACUGCACCAGAAGAACUAGAGGAACAUUCUAUGGUGGCUCAUGAGGGCUUCCUGUAUGUGUUUGGAGGCAUGCUGGAUUCUGCAUACACCAAGUGGAGGUGUCCGCUCUGGGUGUUUGACAUCGCAAAGCAGAAGUGGGUACACUGGCAGGGGAAGACGGGCUCCCCUCAGACCCAAAAGCCAACCAACAGGAAGGGACACAGUGCUGUGGUUGUUGGCUCCGCCAUGCUGCUGUAUGGAGGUUUCAUCGACAUCAAAGGAUCCUCACAGGAGUUUUGGAGUUUGGAUUUUGGCACCACAGCCUGGUCCCUGCUCAGUGCCUCUCAGCAGGCCUCACUGGGCCCAGGACCCAGACACAGUCACUCAGCCGUGGCCUACCAGGGCUGCAUGUACCUGUUCGGGGGCCUGAAAGGCCUGAGGGAGCAGAGGGACUUCUGGAAGUGGAAUUCCACCAGCCACAUGUGGAGCUCUGUCAAAAACAAGUCCGGUCCCUCCAGACUGAUGGGCCAUUCAGCUGUGGUCUACAAGGACAGUAUGCUUCUUUUUGGGGGAGGCGAGAGUCAGAACUCUCCAAAGAACUGCCUGUGGAGGUACAACUUCACCACUCAGACAUGGGGGCAGGUCGCCACGCUCCUGGGCUCGACCCCCCCAGACAGGAUUCACCACUGCUGCACUGGGCUGGGUCCCAGCUACAGGUCCGACACCAGCAGUCCCGACUCCAGCUCAGGACUCCAGCCCAGGCUGCCGGAUCUGAGAAUGAGGCCCUUUAAGAACAAGUGCUUCCCUGCCCCGCUCACCUUUCUAGGAUCAGAUGGAGCUAUAGAGCUGGAGACGUUCGGCCCUGACAGGCGCUACGGCAGGAAAACACUCCCACAGUCCUCAGAACUGAUGGAGACGGAUGGACAGCGGAUUGAAAACUGUUUGACCUUUGAAAACAAGGCUUUCAGUAAACAGUGCUCAGUUGAGGAGCCGAUGGACGAGGAGGAUGGAGAUGUAGCCCAGCAUCUGCCUGAUCUCCUGCUGGUGCUGGGGGGACGACCUUGCACCAGACACAAUCCAAUCUCUGUGUGGCAAAUGACUCUGACCGACUCAUAACGAGAAUGGAAAAAAACAUCAAUAUUUUGCUAUCUAUAUUUACCUUUGUUAAAAUGUAUUUGUUUAAAGAGUUUCCUGAAAUAUUUUUAUAAUACUGAUACUUUUGUUUUGAAGUUGUGAAGUUGUGAAGUUAUGCAUUUAUUACGUGUUUACUUUGUGCAGAAAUAUAUUAACAGAAAAUGACACAAAGAAAAGGUAAAUCGUGAAAAAGGCUCAGCACACACACAGACAUUAAAACUCAGUUCAGACCUCAGUUCUCCCACAGGACCUGCUCCUUUACAACACAUCCUUCUGCACUGCUGUGACAGUUUGACACGUUUCAGAUCAGAUCUGGUCAAUAAUAAGGAGAUGCCUGCACUACAGCCUUAAUUACACAAGAUGGCGCCAGAACACAACGCUCAGUUGUCUUCCUGUUUUCUGUGUAACAGCAGGAGUUACUGGGAUAGCUCGACGUUUGGUGCAACGUGAGCUUGCCGAAGGCCAACAAGUCAACUCGUAGAAUAACUCGUUUUCAAAUGUGUCUCUGAAAAGAAACGCGAUUUCUGUGAAUGGAGAAAAAUUACUGUGAUGCUCGGGCGUUUUGAUUUUUACUUUCACAGAUCCGCGUUUCAUGUUGUUUUCUAUUUGAUGACUCGUCAUCUAAGAGUUUGUGUACUUUGAUGGUUUACCUGUAUGGAAGUAAACUAAUCAGCUUCUAUCCAUGUGCUCUAAUGCGUCACUGCUGCGUCGCUCGGCCUGUUUCCCACAUUACUGCUCCUAAAGGUGCAGUUCAGCCCAGGUGAUGUGUCCUGCUCAUAAGAUGAUUUCACUUCUUUUAAUAGGUUGAAGAGAUCAGGAACAAAAUCAGUAUUUCACGAAUAAAAUGCAGCAUGAUUUGAUGUAAUGAAAGUC